Messenger RNA from Vigna umbellata (rice bean), 579 nucleotides. NCBI's taxonomy places the organism in Eukaryota, Viridiplantae, Streptophyta, Magnoliopsida, Fabales, Fabaceae. The record is from RefSeq and is a predicted model, not a curated record.
UUUUGGGCUGGAAUAUUGUAAUAUCUAUGAGUAAAUGCAUACUAAAUACAGAUUGUUAUUUUCAAAUUUUUUAGUCAAAAAUCUGAUUACAUUUUUCCUCUACAGGCUCUUCACCACUGUCAGAGAUUCUCUGGGGUUGACGUAUGAUGUGUCAUUUGAAUUAAACUUGUUUGACAGGCUUAAAUUAGGAUGGUAUGUGAUCUCUGUCACAUCAACUCCAAGCAAGGUCCACAAAGCUGUUGAUGCAUGCAAGAAUGUUCUUAGAGGUUUACAUAGCAACAAAAUUACCGAGAGGGAAUUGGACAGGGCUAAACGAACCCUUCUUAUGAGACAUGAAGCUGAAAUCAAGUCAAAUGCCUACUGGUUAGGGUUAUUAGCUCAUUUACAAGCUUCUUCUGUUCCAAAGAAGGACAUAUCAUGUAUCAAGGACCUAACAUUUCUAUAUGAAGUUGCUACUAUUGAGGAUAUAUAUCUUGCAUAUGAACAGUUGAAAGUGGAUGAGAAUUCUCUAUAUUCAUGCAUUGGAAUUGCUGGAGCUCAGGAUGCGCAAGAUGUAGCAGGUGUAGUAAUGUUCUUAAU